Sceloporus undulatus (fence lizard) is the source of this 1893-nucleotide messenger RNA. Its product is annotated as leucine-rich repeat-containing protein 30-like. The record is from RefSeq and is a predicted model, not a curated record. Bases 233 to 1129 code for a protein of 298 amino acids. Gene Ontology annotation, molecular function: protein binding. The transcript has a single exon. Lineage: Eukaryota; Metazoa; Chordata; Lepidosauria; Squamata; Phrynosomatidae.
AUAUAACACCAAAGAAAACAUCUUCAAGUCCCAUCCUGGAGAAAUGAAACUUAUUUUAGCAGCUGCUGAGGCUCUUUGAGAGGAAAGGUGGCCUUCAAAGUCUUUGCACAUCUUCCUGAGAUGAUCUUGUUUUACGACUCUUUUGAAAACUGAAACCUUUUGGCAGGUGUUAAUUAUUGGAGGCAACAAAAACACAGCUUCAGUAAGCAGAAGCAGCAAAGCUGGAGGUUUUAUGGGUGGAAAGAACUCCAAGGGCCAAGGGAAGAAAAGCAUGAUGCUGCUGAAGAGAAGCCAGAAGCUACCUCUGUGGGAAGAAACUCUUCUUUCUGGAAAAGACCCAAGAACACUUUUGAAGUGUGGACUACAGUAUGUCAGUUUGAGCCUCAUAAUGAAGGGGAUGACAAGGGUUCCUGACUUUUUAUGGGGAUUGCCACAGGUCCAGAAACUGAAUCUCUCACACAAUCAACUGGUGAUCCUUCCUCCUGCUCUGGGCACACUUGACAGACUGGCAGUGCUUAACCUGUGUGGGAAUCGUAUGAAAUCUCUACCAAAAGAGAUUGGGCUGCUUAGAAACCUGAAGAUUUUAUUUGUCAAUAUGAACUGCCUGACUGAAAUACCUGCAGAAAUUGGACACUGCAAGAAGCUGGAGGUUUUGAGCCUUUCCCACAACCGUAUCUCCCAUCUCCCUUCAAGCAUCACAGAACUGACAAACCUGAGAAAGCUGAAUCUUAGCAACAAUCGGUUCAUUUACAUUCCUCUAAGUGUUUUUGCAUUGAGGAACUUAGAUUUUUUACACGUAGGCUGCAAUAAACUUGAGAACAUUGGAGACAGUAUCCAAUUUCUAGUCCACCUGCAGAUAUUCAUUGCUGACUAUAACAAUAUCCGUUCCUUGCCAAAAUCUAUCUGCUUAGUCACUGCUCUUGAACUCCUAAAUGUUGAUUACAAUUGUAUCCAGACUCUCCCAGAUGAACUCUAUUUGCUGCAUAGACUGACCAAAAUUGCUUGGAAUCCAAUGGAUAAGGGGUUCCAUAUUUCACACAACCCUUUGUCCAAACCACUGCCACAGAUUAUAGAAGGUGGACUGGAUGCACUCUACAGCUAUCUCAAAGAUAAAAAUCAGAUCCCAUAAACAUGGGCUUCGUUUGGGAUACUGGCGGCGGUCAUGUUUCCUCGGUUGUGGCUUUCAAUUUUUCUGGCCAGUGAACUUCACUGCACAAAUCAGGAGCUGGAAUACAGUUGCAAUAAAGUUUACCUGACAGCAAGUACAUUGACUUUAUACUGACUGUGCAAUGAAUGUAUUUUCCAAAUAAAUAUGUAUCCUAGCAAUACUGACAUAUCUUUUGCAGGAGGGGGAAUGCAACUGAGUCAUGAUGAUGGCAGUGACUUGUAAGCAGGUUAAUUUAAUAGAAGGAUGAUUGUAUUUUAGGAGUAUCUGUUUCCAUAUAUCAGACUAUAAUAAUGUUAAUUUAAAGAAGGUAGAGUUUUUAUGAUGUAGUGGUCUUGUAAAAUUCAGAAACACUUUUAAUUUCUGUUCAGAAUGUGGUACAUGGGUUGGGGGGGAUGAUGCUAAAAUGCUUACAGCAUGAAAAUGAACAUGUACUUUAAGAAGACAUGUUUUUUAGCAUCAGAUCAGGAAAGUGAUUUGCUGCUGUGCAAGAACCUAUGCAACAACUACAUGUUGUUUCUCUGUGCAACUAAGUCGCUAAUGUGUGCGAUCAAAGAAAAACAAACUAGCUACCAAAAUGAUCAUAAGAAAAAUAACUAAACAUAGUACAUUGACCACUGGGAGUAAGUGUCUAGAAUGGAAACUACCAAAUAUCACAUUUAAAAAAAUGCACCUCAUGAGUCUGUCAAAAUUUUGUGGUGGUAAGGUAUAUGAUAAGAAAAUGCCCU